UCAGGCCGGAUUGAAUCAUUAGGCUGGGUAGCGGGCACCAGAUCAUCAGGCUGGAUAGGAUCACCAGGCUGGGAUCAUCAGGCUGGGUAGCGUACGCUGGGUCAUCAGGCUGGAUAACAGAAGGCGGGUUCUCAGACGGCAGGCUGACCGAUUCGAAUACUGGCAGGAUGGUAAUGGUUGGAAAGAAUUUUUCGCUUCUUCUUGGUUUUAGUUUACUAAAGCACUGUAAGUACAUGCAGGUCUGUAAACGGAGGAAGCAGCUGAAGACAGAGAAGAGCUGCAGGAUGGAACAGAGGAGGGAGCAGUUGCUACAGAGGGGCUUUUUUACAAGGUUAAAGGCAGGAUAGGUGCAGCGAGUGGGAACAG
Messenger RNA from Staurois parvus, 366 nucleotides. The record is from the annotation of a GenBank genome assembly. NCBI's taxonomy places the organism in Eukaryota, Metazoa, Chordata, Amphibia, Anura, Ranidae.